This is a messenger RNA of Drosophila subobscura, 1355 nucleotides long. RefSeq names its product odorant receptor 23a (gene Or23a). The record is from RefSeq and is a predicted model, not a curated record. Gene Ontology annotation, biological process: detection of chemical stimulus involved in sensory perception of smell; sensory perception of smell. Gene Ontology annotation, molecular function: olfactory receptor activity; odorant binding. Bases 179 to 1333 code for a protein of 384 amino acids. Gene Ontology annotation, cellular component: plasma membrane. NCBI's taxonomy places the organism in Eukaryota, Metazoa, Arthropoda, Insecta, Diptera, Drosophilidae. The transcript has 2 exons.
GGCCAUUUGUCACGGGGAAAGGCAGCUGGCCUAGAAGGCUGCAAAAUGAUUUAAUUGUCGGCUAAUAACGCGAGUCUUUGAUGUCGCUAAUUGCGCGAAUUGAAUCAGAAGGUGAAGGUGCUAUAAAAGCUGCACCAAGCUAUUCCUGAACCACAUUCAGUUCGAGUCAAAUUGCGAAAUGGCACCUAAGGAGAGCCAGAUCCCGACGAGGAGUGACUACUUUCGCGACCAGUGGCGAGCCUGGCGGAUUCUUGGCGCACUGCAGCUCAAUGCCCGGAAUUACUGGAGUGGAGCCACGGUUCUCAACAUUGUCGUGGCCCUGUACUCGCCUGCGCUUCUCCUUUCGAUGUUUAGCUUCGAUACGCCACUAGAGAAUAUCACCAACUUCAGUCUGUCGAUAACCUCGACGGCCACAAUACUGAAGUUCGGCCUGUACGUGGUGCAUCUGGGAAGGCUCAGAGAAAUGGAGAAGAUUAUCACCAGGCUGGACAAUCGUGUAGCGGGUGCAGCACAGCAGCAGUGCCAUCGCCUGAUGGCCAAAAAGUUGCGCAAAUUGUCCAACGUGUUCCUGUACACUUAUGGCUUUGUAUUCUUGAACUCGGAAUUUUCAUUUCUAUUCACGCGCGAGCGGAGCUUGCCAUUUCCCUCGUGGUUUCCCUUCGACUGGAAGAACUCCACGACUAACUACAUCGGAGCCCUGUGCUUUCAGUUGGUCUCAAUAUUCGGUCAGAUUCUGCAGAACUUUGCAGACGACUCUUUCCCGCCGGUGGCUCUGUGCCUAUGUGCGGAGCACUGUCAGCUGCUGAUCUUGCGCAUCUCCAGUAUUGGCCACGAGUCCAACGAGCAGGAUGCCAAUGACGCAGAGCUCGUCCUAUGCAUCAAGGACCAGAAGGAUCUCUAUGGAUUGCUUCAGCUCACAAGCGCUCUCAUCUCGUGGCCCAUGACGAUCCAGUUCUUCGUCAUGGCCCUCAAUAUUGGGGCUACCACGUUCGGUCUGGUCUUCUUUGCUGAAUCCAUGCAGGACCGAAUGUACUUCGCCUCAUAUCUGUUGGCGCUUGUUCUGCAGACAUAUCCCAUCUGCUUCUACGGCAGCCUCUUGGAGGAACGCUUCGGGGAACUCCACUACGCAGUCUUCUGCAGCAAUUGGGUGAACCAGAACCGCAGAUACCGUACCAACAUGUUGAUCCUCGCUGAACGCACCAAAAGUUACCCGCGUCUGCUGGCGGGCAACCUGGUGCCCAUACACCUGAGCACAUUUCAAGCGAGCUGCAAGGCGGCCUACUCUUUCUUCACCUUGAUCGGCAACACUCGCGACAGGGCCAAGUCGAACUAGGUUUCAUUUCCGCUAACUAGUC